Messenger RNA from Miscanthus lutarioriparius, 615 nucleotides. NCBI's taxonomy places the organism in Eukaryota, Viridiplantae, Streptophyta, Magnoliopsida, Poales, Poaceae. The record is from the annotation of a GenBank genome assembly.
AUGCACGGGGUGGCGAGGAAGCUGAUGUGGGGGAGCAGCCCGGUGGGCGCGGCGGGGUCGGACAGGCCCGACGACCACGACGUCGUGAUCGUGCUCGCCUCGCUGCUCUGCGCGCUCAUCACCGUGCUCGGCAUCGGCCUCGUGGCGCGGUGCGCGUGCGGGCGCGGCCGCGCGCAGGCGGCGGCCAACAGGGGCGUCAAGAAGUCGGUGCUCCGCAAGAUCCCCACCGUGCCGUACGUCGCGCCGGCAUCCGCCGCAGGAGGGGACGCGGCGGAGUCAGGGGGAGCCGGCGGAGGCGGAGGCGGCGGAGUGCGCCAUCUGCCUGGCGGAGUUCGAGGAGGGCGAGUCCAUGCGCGUGCUGCCCCAGUGCGGCCACGCCUUCCACGCCGCCUGCAUCGACAAGUGGCUGCGGGGCCACUCGUCCUGCCCUUCCUGCCGCCGGAUCCUGUCCCUUCCAGCUGCCUCCCGGCGAGCGGUGCCGCCGCUGCGGCGCGCGGCCCCAGGACGGGGACGACGCUGGGUGGAAGCCCACCUACUACAGCGCCAUGCCGCCGUUCCUGGCGUAGGCGGCAGAGGAAUCGUCCAAUCCGAAAGCGAAGCAAUCCUUUCGGUUAA